AAAUGUCGGGACCUGAAAAUAAAAUGAAGGGAAACGGGAAUACACAAGCGUGUGGUGUAGUGUGUGUGUGUAGUCUACUAGACACAGAUUUAAAAAAUUAUGUCUGUGUUUAUAAAGUAUACAUAACUACUUAUCUACUUACAUUGUGAUGAAAUGAUGUGUUUUUGUUGUUUACAUUAAAAUAUUUUACUUUGUGUCUUAUCUUUAAAUUAAUUUUUUUGUGACGUUAAAAAAUUCGUGUAGGUGGACUUUUGGUACCUACUGAUACAUAGUGGUAGUGAUUCUUGAUGGAUUCUUGUACAGAUAAACUAUUUUUAUCAACAGUAUAGGUACUACUAUUUUAGUCGCCAUUUUCGCCAGAUUUUAUUUGUAUGGUCUAUUUACUAAUAAAAAUAAAAUUAAAACAAAUGUUUUUGUGCUUUUUGUGAGAAUUUGCAAAUUGUAGUGACUUUGAAAAGUAUCAUGUUUGGAUUUGACUUCAUUCCUAAGGAAUCGAAAUAUACUUUACACCCGUAGGCAUGACGGAGAAAAUAUUAUUUCCCGGUCCUGGCGUCAAGAUGGAGCACUUCCAAGCGGCUCUGGAUCCUCGCAAACAGGAGCUGCUGGAAGCGCGAUUCUUAGGCGCCAAGGUGGGAGCACGGGAGAUCCUAGUAGAAACCCAGCGUACUCCAGAGUUUAAGACGAUGUCAGCUGGGUCACAAAUUCAGAUGGCACCACAAACUACUGUCAACACGGGGCAACCACUACACAAUCAGGACUCCAAUAUGAGCACAGGUUCGUCGCAUAGUGAUAAAGAAGUAGAUGCGUUAACUCCUGAAAAGUCAGCUGCUAUGCGAGGAUCCAAUAGUGCGCCAGGGGCUGCAUUGGUGCCGCCGAGCGGUGCUACUCCCACUAUUGCUAUGCCAGAAAGAAAACGAAAACGGAAAGGAGAAGAAGGUGUUGGUGGUGGUGGGGGUGGGGGUGGCAAACAGCGGCAUAACUCUUCAGAUAAAAAUAUUAGGGAAUAUUUCUCUAAGCAUCCCUCGUCAAGCCCUGGACGGCACACUGGUGCCAAAUCGCCUUCACCACAAGGAGCCAAUUACCCUAUGUACCCACCGUCACCCUCGUCGCUGCUGCCGACCGGAGCGAGUUUUUUAAGUUCUGCCUCGCAGCAGCGGCACACAUCUUCUGUAAAACAGGUUCAAACAGAUUUGACAUGUCAGAGGAUACAAGAGUUAGAAACUCAAGCAUCUUCUGAUUUAGAGUUAAGAAAUAAUAGAAUAGAAGAAUUAACAAGAAGUAAUGAAGAACUGAAGCAUCAAGUGCAAGCACAGAGCAAGGUAAUAGAGCAACAUAAAUCACACAUCAACAAGUGUAUAGAAGUUGUUAAGAAAUUGUUAAAUGAGAAGAGUACUAUAGAAAAAAAGGAAGCCCGGGCGCGGUGUAUGCAGAAUAGGUUAAGACUUGGUCAGUUUGUUACGCAACGGGUAGGGGCCACCUUUCAGGAGAAUUGGACUGAUGGAUAUGCGUUCCAAGAACUAACAAGGCGGCAAGAGGAAAUAACGGCCGAGAAGGAGGAGAUCGACCGUCAAAAGAAGUCGCUGUUCAAGAAGCGGCCGUCCAACAGCGAGGGCGGGUCGGGGCGCGGCAAGCGCAGCGCGGCCAGCACGCCGCAGCCGCCGCUGCACAACGGCACCGACGCGCCCACCUUCCUCAAGCCCGACCCGCUGCCCAGCAUGACCUGGCAGGAGUACUACGAGGCCGACGAGAUACUCAAGUUAAGACAAAGCGCGCUAAAAAAGGAAGAUGCAGACUUGCAGCUAGAAAUGGAGAAGUUGGAGAGGGAAAGAAAUCUUCACAUUAGGGAACUAAAGCGGAUACACAACGAAGACCAGAGUCGUUUUUCACAACAUCCCGUUUUGUCAGAGCGAUACCUGCUGCUGAUGUUACUGGGCAAGGGCGGGUUCAGCGAGGUGCACAAGGCGUUCGACCUGCGCGAGCAGCGCUACACCGCCUGCAAGGUGCACCAGCUCAACAAGGACUGGAAGGAGGACAAGAAGGCCAACUAUAUCAAACACGCGCUGAGAGAGUACAACAUUCACAAGGCGCUGGAUCACCCGCGCAUAGUCAAGCUGUACGAUGUGUUCGAGAUCGACGGGAAUUCCUUCUGCACCGUGCUGGAGUACUGCAACGGGCACGAUCUUGACUUUUAUCUCAAGCAGCACAAGACAAUCCCCGAGCGGGAAGCGCGCUCGAUCGUGAUGCAAGUGGUGUCGGCGCUGAAGUAUCUGAACGAGAUCAAACCGCCCGUGAUCCACUACGACUUGAAACCCGGCAACAUCCUGCUCACGGAGGGCAACGUGUGCGGGGAGAUCAAGAUCACGGACUUUGGCCUGUCCAAGGUCAUGGACGAGGAGAACUAUAACCCCGACCACGGCAUGGACCUCACCAGUCAGGGCGCGGGCACUUAUUGGUACCUGCCGCCCGAAUGUUUUGUAGUCGGCAAAAACCCGCCAAAGAUCAGUAGUAAAGUGGACGUGUGGAGUGUGGGCGUGAUCUUCUACCAGUGCUUGUACGGCAAGAAGCCGUUCGGACACAACCAGAGCCAAGCCACUAUCCUGGAGGAGAACACGAUCUUGAAGGCCACAGAGGUCCAGUUUGCCAAUAAACCUACAGUUAGCAAUGAGGCUAAGAGUUUUAUCCGCGCGUGCCUGGCGUACCGGAAGGAGGAGCGCAUCGACGUGUUCGGGCUGGCGCGGCACGAGUACCUGCAGCCGCCCACGCCCAAGCCGCGCGGCGCGGGGCUGGCGGCGCCGGCGGGCGCGGCGGCCCCCGGCGGCGCGCCGGCCGCGUUCGCGGCGGGCCUGUUCGGCGGCGCGGGCUCGUCGUCCUAGCCGCGCCGCCGCCG
Molecule: messenger RNA, 2887 nt
Organism: Amyelois transitella
Lineage: Eukaryota; Metazoa; Arthropoda; Insecta; Lepidoptera; Pyralidae
Gene: Tlk
Product: serine/threonine-protein kinase tousled-like 2
Exons: 17
Coding region: 519-2873 (784 amino acids)
Biological process (GO): intracellular signal transduction; chromosome segregation; peptidyl-serine phosphorylation
Cellular component (GO): nucleus
Molecular function (GO): protein serine/threonine kinase activity; ATP binding
Source: RefSeq, a predicted model, not a curated record